Molecule: messenger RNA, 2153 nt
Organism: Lutra lutra (Eurasian river otter)
Lineage: Eukaryota; Metazoa; Chordata; Mammalia; Carnivora; Mustelidae
Gene: AP1S2
Product: adaptor related protein complex 1 subunit sigma 2
Exons: 5
Coding region: 165-647 (160 amino acids)
Biological process (GO): intracellular protein transport; vesicle-mediated transport
Cellular component (GO): intracellular membrane-bounded organelle; AP-1 adaptor complex; membrane coat
Molecular function (GO): clathrin-cargo adaptor activity
Source: RefSeq, a predicted model, not a curated record
CUCCCCUCGCCGCCUAAGCCUUCCCUCCGCUAACUGGGUCCCCUCCCCACAGCAACACGGCUUCUCUUCCUCAGCCUGGCGACAGGGGCUUCCCCUCAGCCGCCGCCGCCACAGCCGCCGCCGCCGCCGGCCGAGCUCAGCCGCGCCCGCGGCCCGCGGCCGCCAUGCAGUUUAUGUUGCUUUUUAGUCGUCAGGGAAAGCUUCGACUGCAGAAAUGGUAUGUCCCACUAUCAGACAAAGAGAAGAAAAAGAUUACAAGAGAACUUGUUCAAACCGUUUUAGCACGGAAACCUAAAAUGUGCAGCUUUCUUGAGUGGCGAGAUCUGAAGAUUGUUUACAAAAGAUAUGCUAGUCUGUAUUUUUGCUGUGCUAUCGAGGAUCAGGACAAUGAGCUAAUUACCCUGGAAAUAAUUCAUCGUUACGUGGAAUUACUUGACAAGUACUUUGGCAGUGUGUGUGAACUUGAUAUCAUCUUUAAUUUUGAGAAGGCUUAUUUUAUUUUGGAUGAGUUUCUUUUGGGAGGGGAAGUUCAGGAAACAUCCAAGAAAAAUGUCCUUAAAGCAAUUGAGCAGGCUGAUCUACUGCAGGAGAAAACAGAGAAUAUGUAUCACAGCAGGAGUUUCAUUGGGUGUAAGAAAGCGUACUAGAAUACGUGCUGGAGUACUGACAUGCAUCAAAUGUAGCAGGAUCUAUGAAUUCAGUUUGUACUUAUAAUUUUGUCAAGUUUGUUAUUUAUAUUUUAGCAUCACCUGAAAAGUCUAAUUACAUUAAAUCCCAAGGGAUAGUCCCAGUACUUUCUUUAACUGAUUAUUUUCAUAAGGAAUUUUACUCCGAUAAUGAUCCAUCAUUGGGACUUAGAAUUUAUUUUUUUACAGAGAAUAUUGAAAUAGGUUUAGAGGUUCGUUGGCAAAAAAGUAUUUUUAAAUACUGUGAAGCACUAGUCAUUGGUACAGAAAUAGAGAAAUAGAAUUCCCCUAUGAAAAUGAGAGCUUCUUUAAGAAAAUGAAGCAUUUCGGGUUCAUUACUGGUAUUAUUUUACCUUGCUGGCUUAUGCCACUGUAUUCUGAAUGGGGGAAAAAGCAAAACUCUUUUAAAACUGUCUCAAGAAUUAUCUGAGGAUUAAAUUUAAUCCUCAGAUACUUUUGUACUUAAUGGUUAUUGUAUAAAGGAUCAGUUACAUAUUUGAACAGUUUACACGACUUCGUAGCCUAACGUUUCAGAAUGCCAACUUUAAUAUUAAAAUGAAGAUAUUUUACAAGCCCUCAAAUGAGCAGUUUUAAACUUUGAGUCACAAGCCUUUUGGCAGGGGUAUAAUCCCUUUGAGAGUCCGAAGAGCCACGGGUCCUCUUCUCAGGAAAAUCUGUAAUUUUGCCUCUAGUUUCAGGGAUUUCUUCGAGUCCCCAGAAAUCCAUCUCUGGACACUCUCGGGUCAGUUUAAAACCUCACCUCAGGUUACCUUGUUGAUAUGAGAAACCUCUAUUCACAUACAUUUGUAGGCAUAGGCAUUUAACAAAUCUUUUUUGGAGAGUUCUUUAAAAUCUAUCUUGAGGAUUAUUUUAAAAAGUAAUAAUAUCCUUAGUCUCAAAGGCGUAGUCUUCCGAAGUUAAGCUAAGUGAACCAUUAAACACCUCCAUUGCUACUUAAAAUACCAAAUAGGUGACUCCUUUUCCACUUUUUCUUGGCAAAGAUUUUCUUUUAGGAUCUGUAGAGGAGUUUAUGGUCACCUAAGGAUGUAAAGAUUUUCAUUAAGGGAUUAAAUUCCUUUCCUUCGUGUAAUAAAAUCCUGACAUACUUGAAGACUGGUAGCAUUCUAAUUGAAUUUUCAGUUAACUUAGUACUGACCAGACGAUUUUACACUGAAAAUUUUUUCAGCCUGUUAGUAACAGUGCUUUUGGAUUUUGUCAGAUAUAGGUUAGUAUAGAGAGUUUAUCAUUAUACAGAGUUAACUAUAUCUGUAUCAUUUAUCAUUAUAUAGAGUUACUUUAAGAGGAACUGGAACUCCUAAGCACUGUUUAGAAGUUAAAUGUUCAGCCAUAAACCAAAGAACAAAAACAAAACUUUACGUUUCCAUUUUCUUUACUGUGCACUAAACAUUCUAGGAAUCUGAUUGUGUCUGUCAGUUUGUAUACUGUGUAAGAAUAUAUGCAUUUCUU